Scylla paramamosain (green mud crab) is the source of this 3885-nucleotide messenger RNA. RefSeq names its product ionotropic receptor 93a-like. Gene Ontology annotation, molecular function: ligand-gated monoatomic ion channel activity. The record is from RefSeq and is a predicted model, not a curated record. Gene Ontology annotation, cellular component: membrane. The transcript is spliced from 9 exons. The coding region runs from base 2659 to 3648 and encodes 329 amino acids. NCBI's taxonomy places the organism in Eukaryota, Metazoa, Arthropoda, Malacostraca, Decapoda, Portunidae.
ACACCAGCUUGGCAUGUAACCUGGCCCAGCGCACGACCCACCUGAACACUGCGUUCAUUAAUGUUGGGGUGUAACUGUAAGACGUAAGUAGAGUUAUGACCAGCUACAAUCAGCCACACUCCACCCCAGAGCCAGAUAACACUGAACUUUCAGCAGCUGGCCAGGAUCAGAAUGGACAUGUUCCCAGGACCAUGACGCGAUACCCCUUCCAGCCAACCAAUCUGAGUGAACGCAUGACCUUUGUAUCCUUGUGGGUUAAAGGAAGGUCCACUCGCUCAAUUGCUCGGGAAACUGGCGUCAGUCCCUCAACAGUCUACAGGUGGAUCAACCGCUGGAAACAAAAUGGCAACGUAUACAAUCAGGCUUCUUCAAGCAGACCAUGCCACACUAAGCGUGCGAAGCAGCAGGUUUUGGGAUCCUUACCUCAGGUCAUGCCGCAAUCAUGUCUUGACUGGAGUAUAACGUAUCUGCCUUUUUGUAGUGGCUCUCCCUCACACUCUUGAUUACAAAGCAAAAUAAAAAUGCUAAAUUUCAGACUUCACUAUAUGGUGUAAGUAUUCUAAAAUAAUAAAUUCUGCGACGAAAUGGAAGAAUGAUUAAUUAUUAUGCUUACAAUACCCUAAUUCAUUUUUUUAAAUUUCUUAUUGUUGUAUUGUGAAUAUGAUGCCAGUGGAUGGAUGGAGAAUAGGGAAGGACCAGCAAUAUAAUGUUAAACAGCCUAAACAUCUGAAACCAUAAUUUGGAUUAUUAGACAGGUUUAGUGACCUGAGUUAUAAUGUAGUCCUGCCGAUAGUUGGCCGCUUUUCAAGCUAUAGCCGAGUGGCCAAAGAAUGUUCACUUGCUUACCAUCAACUUCAUCUUUGACGGUAAUUGUAGCGGGGAACUCUGGAUGGCUGCACGAGCCUCUGCAAAGGCGUCACUCCUAAAACCCGCACAAUCACGAUUCACCUCGGAAAGUCCGUCGUCCCCAUAACCAAACUCAACUAUGACCCUUCAAGGUUUACGUUCAGCUUUACUGUGAGUGUUGAUAGCUGUGGGUCGCGUGUUAUAGUGCCUGUCUUGGUCAGCCCUUCAGGAACGACCUAAUAUUAUUUUUCUAUGUUCAGAUGUUGGUUAUCGCCUUAUUAGUGUGGCUGUUCUUCCUGGCAAGUCAUUCCCAACACUCUGGUGCACAGAUGUCUUAUUCCUCAGGUAAUCACGUAUAUGUAGUAAAAUACAUCAGUAUUUUCCUAAUGGCUAUAAGUUCCUAUCUUAGAAUUGUAUUGUUCUUUCCAUCUCGACAGAGCUCUCGGAGGCAGAAGCACUGGGAGCCGUGCAAGCUGUUAUAUCGUCACACCACCAGCAAGAGUGUCCGGUGCUCCUGGUACUGAACCACCCAAGACAGGUUACUCGCAGGUUUUUAAAGGAACUCAAUACGGUGGUGGCGUUGCGGGGCGUCACUGUCUUCCAAGUGCCAGCUCACAAUGUGACUGACAAUGAGACGCAGAUUCAUCUGGAGGCAGCGGUUGGAAACAUUCGUCAGGUAAGGUAUUCUGGUACAGAUAGUUUCGCAAGCUUAAGGUAACUUAACAUUAUCUAAACAUUUGUUUUGUACAAAAAGAAUGUCUGUUUGUACAGCUGGGAGAGACGUGGCACUGCCUGGUGGCAGUUGUGGUGAGUGAUGACCCAGCCUUCCUCGCCGCCUUCGCUCACCUGUCACUCAGGCGUCACGCCCUUAGGUGGUCCACGAGGAUCCUUGUCCUCACUCGCCUCUCUCACAGCCACCUUGGUGGCCUGCACGACCUUCUCUCCACCAGGAACGCCAUGCUGCUCCUAGCGCGGGAUGACGAGGAAAAAAUCAGGGGUGUUGACGUGUACGUGGCGGCGCCGUACAGCGCGCCCAGCGCACAGCCCACGAGGGUCGUCACAUGGACACCAAACGCAUCAUGGACCCAAGCCUCUAACCCACAGUUUUUUCCGGAGAAGUUUUUUGUGUUUGUAUUCAUCAUUUUACUGUUAAUCACACUUUCCUUUUACUUGCCUUGUGACAAUAUAGUAAUAAACAGAAGAUGCAAAAUUAGUGCAUUAGAUUUUGAUUGUUCCGGAAAAUUGAUUUGUGCACAGGUUUCGUUCCGCGCCGAAGCUAACUUUGGUCAUCGAGCAAAUGGCGCGUGACUUCAUAUCGUGGGUAGAGGACCCAGAAGCACCAGAGGGACGGCGCCUUGUCUACACAGGACACAUCGACAACACCGUGAGAUACUUCGCCAAGGCAAUGAAUUUCACGUACGGUAACCAUGAACAGUGAUUACAGUACCUAAAAUUUUUUUUUUUUUCAGAUAGUCUACAUGAAGAGAAGUUUUACUUCUUGACAUUUUCUUUCUUUGCAUAUCUUACGUAGAGAUGUUUCCUUUUUUUCCAUUACAAAAGUACUGCCACACAGGUACAGAUACGUGCUGUCCCCAGACAGGACGUUCGGCACCAAGCUGCCUGACGGAUCCUGGACCGGCAUGAUGGGCAUGUUGGUGCGUGAGGUUAGAGACGAUUCACUCCCACACGCAUGACCGUCUUUAAGGCUGGAAUCUGGUCCUGACUUGCCUGAGCAAACUAAAGGCUCAGGAAAAUAAAUUUCUCUCCCUUAAAUUUUGGUUCCAGGAAGUGGACUUCGGUGCUGUACCUUUCAUGAUAUCACCUGUACGAGCAGAAGCUGGUGACUAUACCUCGGCGAUCUGGACUGGAAACAUGAAAAUAGUUAGCGGACUUAGCGGGCUACAGAUAGACCCGUGGGGCUUCCUGCUGCCCCUUACGGCCAUAGUAUGGGCGGCCACAUUGGCAGCGUUGCUAGGAGUGCUCGCAGUUUUGCUGCUUUAUACCUUAUGCCUACCCGGGAAAAUACAGAACCGCGGCGGUUGGUCCGCCAAUACCUCCAGCUCUGUCCGCGUCCUCCUGCAGCAAGACGUGGUGUGGCCCGCGGAGUGGUUGUGGUGGGAGCGUCUGAUGCUGGGGCUGUGGAUGCUGACGACGCUGGUGUUGACGAGGAGCUAUGCCGGCAACCUCAUGUCUCUGCUGGCCGUGAGAUACGUGCCGCAGCCCUUCCAGACACCAAGGGACGUUCUCAACGAUCCUCACGUCGCCAUGAUAUGGCAGAAGUAUUCCAAUAAUGAGCAAUUUCUUCGUGGCGUUGAAUCUGGUAUAUUCCGGGAGGUGGCAGACUUAGAAAAUGAAGGUCGGCUUAUGUUCCACACACAAGCGCAAUUCCAGGAGAGCCUCGACACCCUGGUAAGGGCAGGAAGUCACGUGCUGGUCGACAUGGGGAAUAAUAUCAGAGGUUUAGUAGCUUCGGACGUCUCUAAGAGUGGUCGCUGCGAUUUCUAUCUGUCGAGAGACGGAUUUCUUCCAUUUUCUGCCGUCAUAAUGAGUCAGAAGACGAAUCCUAUCAUACAUGGCCUCAACCACAGAGUGUUGGCCUUAUUGGAAUCCGGGCUCUUCAAAUACUGGGCACAAGAUGUCCCAAAUUUCACAAGAUGCGACAAUAUCCCAAAGAGGUUGGCGUUCACCACCACGCUCUCCAUUACGAACCUCUGGGGAGUCUUCACGGUGCUGGGCGUGGGACUGACUGCCGGGCUAAUGGUCUGGAGUGCCGAGCUGGUGCUCCUCCUAUCUAAAGGUUGACUACUGAGCUCUGAUGGGUUUUGAUGAAUUCCACUUCAACGAAGUCUACAGAAAAGUCAGGAUUUUGCAAACUUGUACGAUUGUACCACGUGCAUUUACGAGUAUUUACAGCUACAGUCCACUCAUUCCAAGCCUGCAAGUGAAGCCUCCUACUGCAAUGUAGGGAAAGUAUAUACUAUUAACAGCAAAAGAAAAUUACCGAAUCCUGAAUAAAGUAAUAAAAGUUAUAUUAAUAAA